AUGGAUUCAAGAGUUCUUAAAUCGAGGAAUGAAAUAUUUCAGGAGCUCAAACCAUACUGCGUUAGCCUCAGUCAAUUGGCAUUGAAGAAUGCUGGUGACAGCAACUCUCUAAUAUCAUCGACGGAAAAGCUUCUUGGGGCACUGCAGCUAAGCUGCGAGAGUGAAGCUUUCGAUGAGAAAUUGGCAGACUGCAGUAUGCUACCAGAUGUCUUCUUUCCAUUAUCCCAGAUCCUGCGUUCAAGACGAACAUAUACAGACAAAUUAUCAGAGCUCACCGUGAAAUGUCUUAGGCUGCUAUUGGAGCAGGGUUGGCGAAAUUACAUUGCUAUAGAUCUUGCCAAACAACUCUUGAUCCUUCUGACCUUGAUGGUUGGAGGAGUGCCAGGGCAAAAUUUAAGACCAGCCCCAGAAGAACUCAUCGUUGAAGCGCUUGGUGCCCUUGCGGCUUUGUUUGUCGACUUGGCGCGCACCCCCGAAGGUUCCACUACCAUCACAGAUGGAAGUAUCAUACCAGCAGUUGGACACUGCAUUACAACGAUACUCGAUGCAAUCACAGAAGGGCCAUCGGCGGAAAUACAAAUAGAAGGCCUGAAUGCUUUGAAAGCUGCAUGGAACUGCAUCAAAAAUGUACAAGCCCAUGCCAAUUUCCUUCCAGGAACGGUCUCGACGCUCACGAAAUGCCUCACACCUACCACAAACUCUCGAAGGUCACAGAAAACCACUGUCAUGGCAUUAGAAAGUCUACAGCUGGUUCUGACCACGGUCUUGAGUGAUAUUAGAACUCGCACCAUCAGGGCAAGUGACAAUAUGGAGAUAAAAACGGGAAAUGAGGGCCAACAAGAUGUGCUCACAAAAUCCUGGCUCACUGCUACUACUUCUCAGAUCAAACUCUCGCUUGCGAAUGUCGUGAAAUUACGCACACAUAAAUCUAACAAUGUCCGGAUUUCACUCAAUCGAUUGUGCAUCGUCCUCUUAGACGAGUGUCAUGAUACGUUGGCUGAAUCGACUUCCAUACUUGUGGAAACUUGUUUAUCAUUAGCUAGUACAGAAGAUACUGUCGAAACAGGGAGAACAUCUAUUAUAGAUCUGGCCGUCAUACAUUCAAACAUUGGUGAGUUCAUCAAAGGAACCUUUUACCACUGGGUCAACAGCUUGCCACGAGUGAUGCAAAUGAAUGAUGAGACUGCCAAGGUAUCUGCACUACAUCAACUUUCCGUAUCCUAUGGACUAUUGACUACGUUGAAUUUGGGCUCUUCUAUGCUUGACGAAGCACUUUCAAAAUCGCUACGAGACAGCCUUUCCAGUGUAAUAGAAACCUCUUCAUUGCCCAGGAUGAUGCAAGAGACUUCAUUUGACCCGAAUACUCAGAGUCUGAUGGUUUUAUCGGGCGAGAAUAUGCUUUUGAGAGAUUUUUCACCCAUACUGAUGCCAGAGGAAAGUCAAAAGUCCACACGAAUCGCAAUGUCAACAUUUUUAAGCUCAUUGAGUGUAUCGCAAUCACGAAUGAGUAUGGCCAACGAGAUGCUUGAGUAUGUCCGACAAGCCUCUGGUCCAGGUUUACUGGCUGCCUACUGGAUUUCAUCCCAACUGAUACAGUUUGCUUUUUCCAAUAGCGAGGAAAUGGAUGAAUUUAUUGAAUCGUCACUUCUCACUUCCGAUGACUAUCUAGCCACGAGUCAAGAUUUGUAUUCCUACUCGAUAUCAGUUUUAUCCAGCGAAGGCAAUAACUUGGACUGGCGAAUAAGAGCCGUCGCGCUAGAGGUCGUGUCUAACUCGGCUCAGCGCCUGAAGGAAGACUUUCGAGUAGAACUUGUGGAUGUACUAUACCCCGUGUCGCAGCUUUUAGGUUCACCCGACCGCGGUCUAAGAGAGCGUGCGACUGUUUGUCUCAACGUACUCGCAAAUGCUUGUGGGUACCCAAGUACUCGAGAACUCAUCGUGGAGAACGUUGAUUAUAUGGUGAACGCAAUUUCAUUGAGGUUAAAUACAUUUGACAUAUCACCUCAAGCUCCACAGGUGCUAAUAAUGAUGAUUCGACUGACGGGUCCGUCCUUACUUCUUUACCUCGAUGAUGUGGUAUCUUCUAUAUUUGCCGCUUUGGACAAUUUCCAUGGCUACCAGGGAUUGGUAGAAGGCCUAUUUGCUGUGCUUGGAGAGAUUGUAGAGACUGGCGCACAAUCUCGCCAAUUGCAACUACCUGAUGUACCACUUAUUGACGACACGAAAGCUAGGGCUCCCGUCAUCAGACUCACUAAUAUUGUACAGACAAUUGAGAAGCAACAUCGAAGAGUUAAAGCCGAGCAAGGUACCGUACCUGAUGGCUUCCCACGAGAGCCAUGGAAAAACGCUUCCGCACUACUGGAUGAGGCCGGUGAAAGGGGCGAAAACAACGAAGAUGAAUCCGGCGAAGCAACCGAGAUACAAAAGGCACCACCAACAAAAACUUACGCGAUGGUCCAGAGCAUCAUUCGACUAUGCCAGCAUUAUCUCACAAACCCAUCCCCAAUUUUACGCACCCGAUUACUUGGUCUAAUCAGCACAUCUUCCGCUGCUUUACAGAGGGACGAGGUUAGCUUCUUACCCCUUGUCAACGAUAUAUGGCCAGUAGUCAUAGACCGACUCUACGACAAGGAAUCACACGUAGCCAUCGCAGCCGCAGACUCCAUAGCCACCAUCUGCAGAAGUGCAGGCAGCUUUCUCACCACAAGAAUUGCCAUGCAGUGGCCUCGCCUCAUGACCCUGGCUAGACAGACCAGGGCCAACAUGUUGACCGAGAAGUCUGGAUCUGGGAGUCGUGGAAGGUACUCGCAGGUAGCGCAGAUGUGGGAGAGUAUCGUGAAGCUUUUGGUAGCGAUAGUGGAAUGCACGGGAGUGAACGAUGAAGCGUUUGAUGAUGUUCUGGAUCUUCUGGCAAGUAUGUUGCCGGACAGAAGGGAUAUUCGUGAGGCAUUAUCAGCCGUGAAUCCCGAUUCUAUUUGGUUAGUACUGCAGGCUGGUGUGAAUCGUGAAUUCAAAACACCUUCACUUGAUGGGCCCGACAGUGAUACCGUUCAGGACAAAAACUCAGAAAUGAAAUAA
Sclerotinia borealis F-4128 is the source of this 3078-nucleotide messenger RNA. Lineage: Eukaryota; Fungi; Ascomycota; Leotiomycetes; Helotiales; Sclerotiniaceae. The record is from the annotation of a GenBank genome assembly.